GGCCAUCGACCUGCCCUCCCCCUAAACACCAUCAAUACAGUGUUGGAAUAUGUUGUAAAUUUUGCAAACGUAUGGUGGAAGGACAAAAGCAGGCGACAAAACAGUGCAAAUCCCUGCUAAAUACCGUGACGCACAUCGCUGACCGCCCGUUCUCAGUUUCCCGCACCGGUCGGCCAAUCGGAACGGGAGCAAAACUAGCAAAGUUCGAUCGAUCCGUCGAACCGUCAGCACCUUUGCACACCGAUGCGGAUGCAUUGACACGGAGGAGUAAUUACGCCUUUUUCUGUGAUUGAGAGUUUCUCUUGAAGGCAGCGAAUAAAAACACGUACAGCUGUGUUGUGCCUGUUUGUGGUGCCGUUUGCAGGAAGAACCAGGCGAAGCAAUAGAUCUCUUCAACCCGCUGGAACCAUUGGCUCAGCGGAACCUUCCAUUCCCCCCCUCCAGAAAUUGGAUGUUGAUCAAGUGAAAAACGGCUGCUGAAAUCACAGGAGUAAGUAGACCCCCACCUCUCCCCGAGGCGAGAAGGAAGGAGGGAAAAGUGAGCGUUGAAACAAAGUAGGUCUUGGAGGAUGGGUAGUAUGAGGCGGCAGUGCGGACUAUGUACUUGGUCGUCAUAAUACACCGAGUGGCCUGGGCUCCAUUCGCCUCAGCAGGAAGCAUUUGCCUGAUUGAAUUACUCAUGUCGAUAAAAUCGUUAUUUGUUGUUGUUGUUUCGCCUGUGGCCUUGAAGAAAGUCACUGUGUGCAGUUUUGUGCAAAGGAAAAUGUGAGGGGUGGAGGUGGGCGGAGAAUGAAGGAGAAGCAAGAAAAACAACAAACGGUGUGAAUAUUUUCACACAGAAAAAUACUUCUACUGCCCAGUAGAAAGCUGCAAUUAACUACCGCGUACGUAUUGGUGGAUGAUACAUACACACAAAGGCGCGCCACCCACCAUCACCACCCUCUGCCACUCUCUUCCGGGAAUGGGGGAGGCGGUAAUGGUGGUGGUGCUAUCAUUAUCGCCACAAUUGUUUGGUCAUUAGAAAAUUGUGCUGAAAUGCCUUUUUUGUUGCGUUAUGCGUUAUCAUAUUCCGUUUCUGUGUGUGGUGCGUGUUGAAAAUAUCGCCAUCCUCUUACUCAUCGUAGAGUGCGUAGACAAACAAAGCAAGCCAAGAGUAAGCGAGAUUUGAAUGGCGCUCAGAACGAAUGAUAAACGAUAUAUCACAUGCUGCAACGACCCACGACGCCAUCUGCCUUCAACUAUUGGCUCAUCCAUCGGAAUGAUGGUCUGCAAUAUUGAGCGCCGUCCCAAACAAAACUGAAUUAACCGAUAGAAGAAAGUGCGCCCACUCUGGUCCUGGUGCCCACUCUGGUCCUGGUGUGGCCUCUGCCCCGUGUUUCAUUUGUGCCCAUUUUCAUAAGCAGCACACACUAUUUAGAACUGGCUGGCAUGUACCACACACAACAAAGGGGAGCCUUAUCAGUAGAAUGCAAAUUCGCCACGGCACCGGAUGUGUGUGGUGGAACAAUUUUACGUUCUGUAUAGAAACAGAAAGGUAAAACUAUGAAUGAGAAGGGAGGGAGGAGCACAGUACGCAGUACUUGCUCGAAACCAAACCGGCCGCGGAUCAGAAUAUUCCCACCGGUUGAAACGUUAGCUUGGUUUCUGUCGCCUUACCACGCACCAGUUGCACUAACUUUAGCAAACUUUUAAGUAAAACAUACUCACAAUUUGCUCAAAAAGUCCCCUCAAUAUGAGCUUCAUCAGUAAUGUAUCACGAAAGCUUUACGAUGGUUUCGAUCAAACCUACGAGAAAAUAUUCAUCAUGUCGGCCGGACCGUAUAAUUAUUCGUAUAUCUUCAAGUACAUCAUAAUCGGCGAUAUGGGAGUCGGCAAAAGCUGCCUGCUGCAUCAGUUCACAGAGAAGAAGUUUAUGGCCAGCUGUCCGCAUACGAUCGGUGUCGAGUUCGGGACGCGCAUCAUCGAGGUUGAUAAGCAAAAAAUUAAGCUGCAAAUAUGGGACACGGCCGGGCAGGAGCGGUUCCGGGCGGUGACACGAUCGUACUACCGUGGUGCUGCCGGUGCACUGAUGGUUUAUGACAUUACGCGACGGUCAACCUACAAUCACCUGUCCAGCUGGCUGACCGAUACGCGCAAUCUAACGAAUCCCAGCACUGUGAUAUUUCUCAUCGGCAACAAAUCGGACCUCGAAAGUACCCGCGAGGUGACGUACGAGGAGGCGAAAAACUUUGCCGACGAGCAUGGCCUGCUGUUUGCGGAAGCGAGCGCAAUGACUGGCCAAAACGUGGAGGAAGCAUUUCUAGAAACGGCCCGAAAGAUCUACCAAAGCAUCAAGGACGGGCGGCUCGAUCUGAACUCGUCCGAAACGGGCGUGCAGCAUAAGCCGGCCCAACCCGGCCGAACCACGCUCAGCAACGAUGCACAGACGAACAAGGAAAAUUGCUCCUGCUAGGAGGUACAUCGGGAGUUCCAUUGCCGGGUUGGCGCGGGUGCGUGUGUGAGUGGCAACGAUUUUUACCCCGUUUCACAGAGCGGGAAGUGAGUGAAGGAGGAACCUACCGUUCGAAACGAAACUACAAGUUGCGUUUCGUGUUAGGGCAAAGUGUCUGUGUGUGUGUGCUUCUUCAAGCAAGCAUAUAAUUAGGACCCUUAAUGCGAAAUUGCGCCAAACGAUUUUUUUCUUCUAUAGUUUGAAGCAAAUUCUAAAGAUAAACCCAGAAACCCCGCUUCCAGUUCCAGUAAUUUGUGAGAUCGAGUUUGAUAGGCCUACGGCAAUUUUUCGUUUGUUACUAUUCCAUACACAUCCCUGCCCUGCAAUGCUAGGCUCUGCAACAUUCGAAACAGAAUAUCUUUAACCUUUCCCUGCAAUUUUUGUUAAGUUAAUUUGUUGUUAAUAGUUUACUGAUUGUGAAGAUCAAACGAGCAGCAGCAGGAACGGAACGAACCGCUUCAAACAACUAGCGUGUGUUGUAGGUACUCUACUGCUAACCCCCAGGCACGGCGGAGAGCCGAUUUUUAAGUGAUGAAAGGAUUAAGUAUACCCAAUUUAGUUGAUCGAUAAGAAAUGUAUUUUAUUGUACGCAAAUAUAGUAAGCAAAAGGGAGUUUUAUUUAUGUUUCCCCGCAGUUUUA
This is a messenger RNA of Anopheles gambiae (African malaria mosquito), 3131 nucleotides long. RefSeq names its product ras-related protein Rab-14 (gene Rab14). The transcript is spliced from 5 exons. Gene Ontology annotation, biological process: defense response to bacterium; phagosome maturation; endocytic recycling. Bases 1733 to 2452 code for a protein of 239 amino acids. Lineage: Eukaryota; Metazoa; Arthropoda; Insecta; Diptera; Culicidae. Gene Ontology annotation, cellular component: phagocytic vesicle; trans-Golgi network; recycling endosome. Gene Ontology annotation, molecular function: GTP binding; GTPase activity. The record is from RefSeq and is a predicted model, not a curated record.